Molecule: messenger RNA, 632 nt
Organism: Bursaphelenchus okinawaensis
Lineage: Eukaryota; Metazoa; Nematoda; Chromadorea; Rhabditida; Aphelenchoididae
Source: the annotation of a GenBank genome assembly
AUGCAAAUAUUAUGUUACGCAAACCGUGACAUGUCCCCAGCCAAGGCCGACGGAAGUACGAAAGUUGGCAAUUAUUUCUCGAGUAAACAAAUCGCGACCAUUGUCCUGUCGCAAUAUGAAAGACAGAUGUCGCCCAAGUUACAAUAGCACAUAAACAUAUAACACGUCAAGGUUAAGUAUACAAGAUUUAGGAGUAAAUUGGCGAGAAAAGAGGGGUGGACGAAAUAAUUAAGAAGUCUAAAAUUACAGUUAAGCUCGGGCUAAAGUUAAGGCUAACAGAUUUUGUAUGUAAGACUAAGGCUAAAGCUAAGGCUAAGACUAAGACUAAAGCUAAGGUUAAGGUUAAGGUUAAGGUUAAGGUUAAGGUUAAGGUUAAGGUUAAGGUUAAGGCUAAGGCUAAGGCUAAGGCUAAGGCUAAGGCUAAGACUAAGGCUAAGGCUAAGACUAAGGCUAAGGCUAAAACUAAAACUAAAGCUAAAGCUAAGGCUAAGGUUAAAGUUAAGGUUAAGGUUAAGGCUAAGGCUAUAAGGCUAAAGCUAAGGCUAAGGCUAAGGCUAAGGCUAAGGCUAGAGCUAAAGCUAGAGCUAGGAGAGCUUGAGCUAAAGACUAAGGCUAAAGCCAGGACAGUCUAG